Molecule: messenger RNA, 3398 nt
Organism: Mus pahari (shrew mouse)
Lineage: Eukaryota; Metazoa; Chordata; Mammalia; Rodentia; Muridae
Gene: Epas1
Product: endothelial PAS domain protein 1
Exons: 16
Coding region: 558-3182 (874 amino acids)
Biological process (GO): cellular response to hypoxia; regulation of transcription by RNA polymerase II
Cellular component (GO): nucleus; cytoplasm; transcription regulator complex
Molecular function (GO): protein dimerization activity; RNA polymerase II transcription regulatory region sequence-specific DNA binding; DNA-binding transcription factor activity, RNA polymerase II-specific
Source: RefSeq, a predicted model, not a curated record
AUUCGAGAGCGGCCGGUGUACAGCUCCGGAGUCCGCAGCGCUCCGCUCCAGCUCUCCUGAGGCGGCCGUACAAUCCUCGGCAGUGUCCUGAGACUGUAUGGUCAUCUCAGCGGCUGCACUCGCUUGCCCCCGGAUUUUUUCCAACUUGCUCUUUUCGAGCCAUUUUUUUUUUUUUUUUUUUUUUGGUUUGUUGGUUUUGUUUUGUCAGAUCCCAGAAAAGUGACUCCUGUUCGGGGAUAAACGGAACUCCAGGUCCCUUGUCGCUGCUCUCUCUUUUUGGCGUCUUACAACCUCCUCCCACUCCUUUCCCGGCCCCGCCUCCUCCUGCAGGUUCCUCCCCGUCACCCCUCUCCUCCCUCCUCCUCCGCACCUAGCCAGCCCUCUGCAAACUUACUUCCACCUGAUUGUGCGGGACUCUCGGACCUGCGAGCACUAAAGACCUUUCACACCUGCCGGAGCGACAGAGAGCUGCGGAGGGCCACAGCAAAGAGAGCGGCUGCAGCCCCUACGGGGUUAAGGAACCCAGGUGCUCCGGGUCUCGGAGGGCCACGGUGACAAUGACAGCUGACAAGGAGAAGAAAAGGAGCAGCUCAGAGCUGAGGAAGGAGAAAUCCCGCGAUGCCGCAAGAUGCCGGCGCAGCAAGGAGACGGAGGUCUUCUAUGAGUUGGCUCAUGAGUUGCCCCUGCCUCACAGUGUGAGCUCCCACCUGGACAAAGCUUCCAUCAUGCGACUGGCCAUCAGCUUCCUGCGGACACAUAAGCUCCUGUCCUCAGUCUGCUCUGAUAAUGAAUCCGAAGUGGAGGCCGACCAGCAAAUGGAUAACUUGUACCUGAAAGCCUUGGAGGGUUUCAUCGCCGUGGUGACCCAAGAUGGUGACAUGAUCUUUCUGUCGGAAAACGUCAGCAAGUUCAUGGGACUUACCCAGGUAGAACUAACAGGACACAGCAUCUUUGACUUCACUCAUCCUUGCGACCAUGAGGAGAUCCGUGAGAACCUGACUCUCAAAAACGGCUCUGGUUUUGGAAAGAAGAGCAAAGACGUGUCUACUGAGCGUGACUUCUUCAUGAGGAUGAAGUGCACGGUCACCAACAGAGGCCGGACUGUCAACCUCAAGUCGGCCACCUGGAAGGUCCUGCACUGCACCGGGCAAGUGAGAGUCUACAACAACUGCCCCCCUCACAAUAGCCUCUGUGGCUCCAAGGAGCCCCUGCUGUCCUGCCUUAUUAUCAUGUGUGAGCCAAUCCAGCACCCAUCCCACAUGGAUAUCCCCUUGGACAGCAAGACUUUCCUGAGCCGCCACAGCAUGGACAUGAAGUUCACCUACUGUGAUGACAGAAUCUUGGAACUGAUUGGUUACCACCCCGAAGAGCUACUUGGCCGCUCUGCCUAUGAGUUCUACCAUGCCCUGGAUUCGGAGAACAUGACCAAAAGUCACCAGAACUUGUGCACCAAGGGGCAGGUGGUGUCUGGCCAGUACCGGAUGCUGGCCAAACACGGAGGAUAUGUGUGGCUGGAGACCCAGGGGACAGUCAUCUACAACCCCCGCAACCUGCAGCCUCAGUGUAUCAUGUGUGUCAACUAUGUGCUGAGUGAGAUAGAGAAGAACGACGUGGUGUUCUCCAUGGACCAGACCGAAGCCCUGUUCAAGCCGCACCUGAUGGCCAUGAACAGCAUCUUUGACAGCAGUGAGGAUGUGGCUGUAACCGAGAAGAGCAACUACCUGUUCACCAAACUGAAGGAAGAACCUGAGGAGCUGGCCCAGUUGGCCCCCACCCCAGGAGAUGCCAUUAUUUCUCUCGAUUUCGGAAGCCAGAACUUCGAUGAACCCUCGGCCUAUGGUAAGGCCGUCCUUCCCCCGGGCCAGCCGUGGGCCGCGGGGCUGAGGAGCCACAGUGCCCAGAGCGAGUCCGGGAGCCUGCCAGCCUUCACUGUACCCCAGGCGGGCACCCCAGGGAAUACCACGCCCAGCGCCACAAGCAGCAGUAGCUGCUCCACGCCCAGCAGCCCUGAGGACUACUAUUCAUCCCUGGAGAAUCCCUUGAAGAUGGAAGUGAUUGAGAAGCUCUUUGCCAUGGACACAGAGUCGAGAGACCCAUGCAGUACCCAGACGGACUUCAAUGAACUGGACUUGGAGACCCUGGCACCCUACAUCCCUAUGGAUGGCGAGGACUUCCAGCUAAGCCCCAUCUGCCCAGAGGAGCCGCUCAUGCCGGAGAGCCCUCAGCCCACCCCCCAGCAGUGCUUCAGUACCAUGACCAACAUCUUCCAGCCGCUCACCCCGGGGGCCACCCACGGCCCCUUCUUCCUCGAUAAGUACCCACAGCAGUUGGAGAGCAGGAAGACAGAGUCUGAGCACUGGCCCAUGUCUUCCAUCUUCUUUGAUGCUGGGAGCAAAGGGUCCCUGUCUCCAUGCUGUGGCCAGGCCAGCACCCCUCUCUCUUCUAUGGGGGGCAGAUCCAACACGCAGUGGCCCCCGGAUCCACCAUUACAUUUUGGCCCUACAAAGUGGCCUGUGGGCGAUCAGAGGGCUGAUUCCCUGGGUGCCCUGCCGGUGGGGUCAUCGCAGUUGGAACCUCCAAGCGCCCCGCCUCAUGUCUCCAUGUUCAAGAUGAGGUCUGCAAAGGACUUCGGGGCCCGAGGUCCAUACAUGAUGAGCCCAGCCAUGAUCGCCCUGUCCACCAAGCUGAAGCUAAAGCGGCAGCUGGAGUACGAGGAGCCAGCCUUCCAAGACACGAGUGGGGGGGACCCUCCAGGCACCAGCAGUUCGCACCUGAUGUGGAAACGUAUGAAGAGCCUCAUGGGCGGGACCUGUCCUUUGAUGCCUGACAAGACCGUCAGUGCGAACAUGGCCCCCGAUGAAUUCACCCAAAAAUCCAUGAGAGGCCUGGGCCAGCCACUGAGACACCUGCCACCUCCCCAGCCACCAUCUACCAGGAGCUCAGGGGAGAACGCCAAGACUGGGUUCCUGCCACAGUGCUACGCCUCCCAGUUCCAGGACUACGGUCCUCCAGGAGCUCAAAAGGUGUCAGGUGUGGCCAGUCGACUGCUGGGGCCAUCGUUCGAGCCUUACCUGUUGCCGGAACUGACCAGAUAUGACUGUGAGGUGAACGUGCCUGUGCCUGGAAGCUCCACACUCCUGCAGGGGAGAGACCUUCUCAGAGCUCUGGACCAGGCCACCUGAGCCAGGGCCUCUGGCUGGGCACGCCCCUGCCUGCCCUGCUGUCUUGGCCUGCCAGCUUCACUUCCGUCUGUGUUGCAAUUACGUAUCUCUAACACCAGCACACUUCUUACGAGAUAUACUCACCUGGCCUACCGGCCAGGUCACCAAGCAGUGGCCUUUAUCUGACAUGCUCACUUUAUUAUCCAUGUUUUAAAAAUACAUAGUUGUUUUACCUGC